AAGCUAUUUCAGUGGAAGAACUCUGGUGUGGUUUACCCUCUCUUACCAAUAUGAAGGUGGCUUUUUGCCUGUUUUUCACCCUGGCACUCUUCUUUUUGUACUCAGAUGCUAUUGAAGAAGAAGAAAAGCCGGUUGAUUGUGCUGGCUUUCCCAGAAAAGAAUGCACCAAGGACUACCAGCCCCAUUGUGCCUCCGAUGGUGUGACCUAUUCCAACAGAUGCCUUUUCUGCAAUGCAUUUAUUGAAAGUCGUGGAAUAUUAACAUUGAACUACUAUGGAGUAUGUAAAAAGUAAUCCAAUACAGAUCCAGAGGACUGAGAUAUUACUCCAAGCAACAUGGAUCUUCCUCCAUCCUUCUUUCCCCUGCUUUUGUUUGCUUAGCCAAGGAAUAUCUUCUAAAUGAAUUUCACUUGUCAAUAAAAUGAAUUAUGCAUCCUAAA
Messenger RNA from Pantherophis guttatus, 439 nucleotides. RefSeq names its product kazal-type inhibitor-like protein. NCBI's taxonomy places the organism in Eukaryota, Metazoa, Chordata, Lepidosauria, Squamata, Colubridae. Gene Ontology annotation, molecular function: protein binding. The record is from RefSeq and is a predicted model, not a curated record.